CGAAAUACAACCUGAGCCCGCUACAACGCUAGUGCUGAAUGAGCAAAGUUUACUAGCCUAUAUAUAAUUUUAUCAUUUAAAUUCAUUAUCUUGUUUUGUUUUGGGUUUUAAUAAAUUGAAACAGGUUCCCACUGAAAAGAUGAGAAAACGAGUUGAGAAACCCUCCAAAGAGAAAGUGGACAAGGUGGAUUCUGGGAUUGAGGAGGAAACAUCUAAAACCUCAGAUGAUUACCAGUGUUCAGGAAAUCUGGAGUUGGACUUCACAGAACUCUGUAAACUCAUGGGUGUGAAAAAGAUCCCUUCUGUCAAGCUGAAGCAGUCAAAAUCUGUGAUGGAACACAAUCAAUCUCAGAUAUCCUUAGAAAGUCAAAUGACAACAUGGUCCUCUGAGCCCUGCCUUGAGAUUGAGCUGGAGAAUGAAGACCAGCCUAAGACGGUCAAGAUAUCUGGAUGGAAGGUGGAUGAUAUGAUGCUUCAGGUGCUGAGCAGGACAUUGCCGUCCCUCAGUAAUUUCCAGUACUUACACAUGUGGCGUGUAGGCCUGACGGAUUGCACUUUCGCCUCCUUGAGAAACACAGUGUCUCUGUGCUCAAAUCUCAGGAAAUUGGUUUUGGAUGGCAAUCCACUCCCUGAGCAGAGCUACCACUUACUUAUAGGGGAGGACAGCAUGCUGACAGACUUAUCACUACGCAACAGUCACAUAGGAGAGGAAGGAGCUCGUCUGAUUGGCUCGUCUCUGUCCACUGUGCACACUGCCAACAAAAACCUCCUGUCACUUAACCUGGCCUUUAAUAGCAUUGGUGAUGCAGGUGCAAAACACAUUGCUCAGGGUCUGCGUUUCAACCGUUCCUUGCUAUGUCUGUCCUUAUCCCACAAUCAAAUAGGAGAUGAAGGAGCAGCUCGUUUGGCUGAGGUGCUUGGCCCAUUUGCUCUGACACAUGAGGAGAUAGUUGAGAGGAGGAAGCUGUUAAUUAAAGUUCAACAAUCAGUGAUCCAGCCGUCCCUGGUUAGUCUUGCAGACUCACUGGAACAGCCUCUUUCCGUCCGCAGCAGCUCUUCGCUGGAUCGCCUCAACAAGAUUGCAAAGAACACCACCAAAAAGAAGGACAACUCUAAAAAAGAGGAGAAACCAGCGCCAGCUCAGGUAGCCAAGAAAGAGGAGCCAAAAGUGGCCAAGAAAGAUGAUAAAGUUCCCCGUAGUCAGGCUGGAAAGAUAGGACCCAAAGACAAGAUUCUGACAGUUUCUGAACAAGAGACAGUGGAGGUGGUUGAGACGGUGAUUCCUUUGAUGGAUCCUGGAAUUGUGCACACUGGAGGGAAAGUAAUUCAUCCAGGAAACGCAUGCCUCACUUCUCUGAAUCUGUCGGGAAAUAAGCUGACUGAGCAGUCACUCAAACUGUUCCUCUCUUCUUUGGAGGGCCAGGGUGAAGGUGGACUUCUGCUUCUUUCUCUCAAUAGAAAUCGGUUUCCAUCCGAUUGUGACAUCUUCCUGAAGAUACAGGAAAUGAUGGCUCUCAAGGAACCUCUAAACAAAAACAACACUGGUCAGGUGAAGGAUGAACAUGGUGAACUAAAGACCACGAGUGCAGCUUAGCAAUGUAGCCUAAAUGACAAGAAAAAAGAAUAACAGGAUGUCAAUAUCUCAUGGUUCCAUAAUGUUAGACUUCUCAGUCUAAUGAAAUCUUUGUCAAAUUGUAAUUUUCACACACUGACACAUACCGUAAAGAGCUCUAGACAAAGUGCUAAAUAUUAGUUUGUUUAACAUUUUUGUUCACUAAAUGUUAUUUCUUUGUUUUGAUAACAUUUCUAGCAUUCUAAAAAUGUGGAAAAUAUUCAAAGGCUUACAGAAAAACAGUUUUGUACAUUUUGCUCUGUAUUUCUUUUCUGCUACUUUAUAUUUCAGCACAUUUGAGCUGAAUAAUUAUGUAUCAUUGUGUCAUAUGCUACAUGUUUAUGAAAAUAA
This is a messenger RNA of Pimephales promelas (fathead minnow), 1963 nucleotides long. RefSeq names its product leucine rich repeat containing 71 (gene lrrc71). NCBI's taxonomy places the organism in Eukaryota, Metazoa, Chordata, Actinopteri, Cypriniformes, Leuciscidae. The record is from RefSeq and is a predicted model, not a curated record. Gene Ontology annotation, molecular function: protein binding.